CCAGCAUUGGAGGCACAGUCCCAGUUGGAGCUUCUUCCAUCAUAGCAUCAACGCCAAUCCCAUCUCUCUUCCCAACUUUUCAUAACCAUAACCUCGACCUUGUUGCGUCCACCCGACCACAACCCACUCUUACACAUCUAAGAAAACCGACAAAUACAAAAUUCCAUUAGCACCAAGCCGAAUCGCGAAUCCAACUUUCGAGCCGUCCCAUCGACGACAACAACAACAACAACAACAGCAAGCCUGUGAAUACACACACAAGGCGCCACGCACUUGACCAAGAACCAACCCUUCGAACCGAAACCGACAACAUGUCUUUUGUCCCAGUUAACCCCCGUCCCUUCCUUCAAGAUCUCGUCAACAGCUUUGUGACGAUCCGCUUGAAGUGGGGAGAGACGGAGUAUGUUGGCCGUCUUGUUAGCAUCGAUAGCUACAUGAACAUUCAGCUCAGCGACACAAAGGAGUACAUCAACCGCAAGUUUACGGGCGCCUUGGGGCAGGUUCUGAUCAGGUGUAACAACGUUCUCUACAUCAAGAAGGCCGACGAGGCGGAAACAAGUGGCGACGUCAAGAUGGAAGAGUGAAAGUUCUCUCGCCACCAGGAGGAGGAAAUGAAAGGGUAGCCUAGACUAGCGGGCAGGGUGGUGAAGGGCGCGAUUUGCAGAACAGACAGGAGGAAUGUGUGAGGAGGGAGGGUCGUGAUGUUCCGACUAUAAUACCCUGGGAGGAAAAAAGAAGAAGAAGAAGAGAUGGAUCUACUCUACCGACCAAACCAAACCGAGCCGAACCGAAGCACAAACCACAACGCACCCGCUCGCCGAAAACUCGUUUCCCAAUGAUGAAAGUGUGCGCUUCACGAAAGGUGCGACAACAGCUUUGAUGAUAUCGGGCGCGCAUGGUGUGGAGAGUGGUACGGAAGGGCGGAUUUGCUUCAAGAGAGAGUGAACGGUGGAUGGAUGGAUGGAUGGGUACCGAGCGUCUCUCUGUCUGGUAGAGACCUUCGUUGCAUCUCCUGCGCAAGACCGUCAAAGGAGCAUGUGCCAUCUGGCCUUUCCUUGAAGAUAAAGGCUAAAAUAAGAUGUUGGAACAAUACUCAGCUUAACAGGAAAGAAAGAAACAAAAAUCUGUCAAGACCACACAUCAUCUAGGUACUGAGCAAAGAAAAGGAAGUGGCGGGUUGAGUUAGACAUGCGGACAUGGCGUCUGGUUUCCAGGUAUUAUUUCAACUGAAAGAAAAAGAGAACGAGCGGCGUGAAUUUCUGUUAGUCUCAACUUCCACUUGCCUAUACAUCACACGACUACAGGCAAAGACAGUCACCAUCAUCAUACACAUCGCGCGCCUUCCCAAUUAUGAACAUUCUAUCCACC
This is a messenger RNA of Neurospora crassa OR74A, 1368 nucleotides long. RefSeq lists its product as hypothetical. Gene Ontology annotation, molecular function: RNA binding. Bases 312 to 584 code for a protein of 90 amino acids. The transcript is spliced from 3 exons. The record is from RefSeq and is a predicted model, not a curated record. Gene Ontology annotation, cellular component: U1 snRNP; catalytic step 2 spliceosome. Gene Ontology annotation, biological process: spliceosomal snRNP assembly; mRNA splicing, via spliceosome. NCBI's taxonomy places the organism in Eukaryota, Fungi, Ascomycota, Sordariomycetes, Sordariales, Sordariaceae.